This is a messenger RNA of Exophiala dermatitidis NIH/UT8656, 1710 nucleotides long. Its product is annotated as arylsulfatase. Bases 1 to 1710 code for a protein of 569 amino acids. The transcript is spliced from 3 exons. The record is from RefSeq and is a predicted model, not a curated record. Lineage: Eukaryota; Fungi; Ascomycota; Eurotiomycetes; Chaetothyriales; Herpotrichiellaceae. Gene Ontology annotation, molecular function: arylsulfatase activity.
AUGGGUGAGAGCAGAGGCGCCGACGCGUCUCGCGGAGCCAGCCCCAAACGGCCCAACUUUCUGGUCAUCGUGGCCGACGAUUUGGGCUUUUCGGACGUCGGGGCGUUUGGGGGGGAAAUCAAGACACCGCACAUCGACAGCCUGGCCACCGACGGGAUCAGAUUAACGGACUUUCAUGCCGCGGCGGCCUGCUCGCCCACCAGGUCAAUGUUGCUCAGCGGCACCGACAACCACAUUGCUGGGCUAGGCGCCAUGGCCGAGUCGGUCCAAGAGUUUCAGAAAGGGCAGCCCGGCUACGAAGGGUAUUUGAAUGACCGGGUAGCGGCGCUCCCGGAGCUUCUCCACGACGUUGGAUAUCUGACCUUCAUGUCGGGAAAGUGGCAUCUCGGGAUGACGCCGGACCGGUACCCGUCACGUCGGGGCUUUGACCGGUCGUUUAGUCUGCUGCCGGGCGCCGCCAACCACUACGGUUGGGAACCGCAGGUCCAUGAAAAGAUCCCUAGGGUUUUUGAGAGAAACAGCAGUUUUUAUGUCGAAGACGACACGCCAAUUGCCCCGGCAGAUCUGGGCAAGGACUUCUACUCAUCCGACUCCUUCACCACCAAGCUGUUGCAGUAUUUCGAGCAGCGAGACGAUCGCCAACGGCCGCAGCCAUUCUUCGCCUAUCUCCCCUUCUCGGCACCACAUUGGCCGUUACAGGCCCCAGAGGAAGACUGCCGGGAAUACCGGGGUCUGUACGACGAGGGACCGGACGCUCUAAGACAGAAGCGGCUCGCGCGCCUGGUGGAACUGGGGAUCAUCGCACCAGGCACAAAACCGCACGAUGUUAUCACGCCGCCCGUCGACCGGCCUCUCACGCGUGAAUGGGAUAAACUAACAGAUUCGGAGCGCAAGUUCUCCUCACGAACCAUGGAGACGUACGCGGGAAUGGUGCACAAUAUGGAUAGAAACAUCGGUCGGGUCCUCUCCUAUCUCAAAUCGACGGGUGAAUUGGACAACACGGUGGUCAUCUUCAUGUCGGACAAUGGUGCCGAGGGCUUGCUUUUGGAAGCCUACCCCGUAGUGAAGGAGAACAUCUUUGACUAUAUCGACCGCUACUACGACAACAGUCUGGACAACAUUGGCCGGCCCAACAGCUAUGUCUGGUACGGGCCUCGCUGGGCGUCCGCCGCCACGGCGCCUUCCCGGUUGUACAAGUCCUUCUCCUCGGAGGGGGGCAUCCGCGUCCCCUUCAUUAUAAGGUACCCGGCUUUCACCGCGAAAAGGGCCGCCGGAACGAUUGAGAAAGAGUUUGCAACGGUCAUGGACAUUGCGCCAACCCUUCUUGAUCUUGCGGGCAUUAAGCAUCCAGGGUCCGUUUACAGAGGUCGUCCCAUCGUGCCCAUGCGUGGCAAGUCCUGGGUCCCGUACUUUUUUAACCCCGAUGCACAUCGUCACAUCCAUGGUGACGAUACAGUGACGGGGUGGGAGCUCUUUAAUAGACAAGCGCUCCGCAAGGGUGAGUGGAAGGCCGUCAUGAUCCCAGAACCUUAUGGGCCAGGAAAGUGGCAGCUGUACAACCUGGAAACAGACCCGGGCGAGACUGAUGAUUUGGGAGCAACCUUCUCGGAUAAGCUUCAGGAGCUUCUAAAACAUUGGGAUGAGUAUGUGAAGGAGGUGGGCGUUGCAGGUGCGGCGCCGCAAUACGGUGUUCUUCGAGUUCAAGCCUGA